Aspergillus nidulans FGSC A4 is the source of this 642-nucleotide messenger RNA. Its product is annotated as Rab family GTPase rabC. Gene Ontology annotation, molecular function: GTPase activity; GTP binding. The coding region runs from base 88 to 642 and encodes 184 amino acids. Lineage: Eukaryota; Fungi; Ascomycota; Eurotiomycetes; Eurotiales; Aspergillaceae. Gene Ontology annotation, cellular component: cytosol; membrane; Golgi apparatus. The record is from RefSeq and is a predicted model, not a curated record. The transcript is spliced from 5 exons.
CCUUACCUUGUGCUUAAAUACUCCGUCUCCUAUUUCGUGCCUCCACCGCCCGACCUCCCCUGACUUUACAUUUGACCUCUUGUCCCCAUGGCUUCAGCAUCAACGGCCGGGUCGUAUUCGAACCCGUUAAAGAAAUUCAAGCUCGUCUUCCUCGGCGAACAAAGCGUGGGAAAGACGUCUUUGAUCACCAGAUUCAUGUAUGAUUCGUUCGACAACACAUACCAGGCCACAAUUGGAAUUGACUUCUUGUCGAAGACGAUGUAUCUUGAAGACCGCACAGUUCGACUCCAACUUUGGGACACCGCCGGGCAGGAGCGGUUCCGGUCCCUGAUCCCUUCCUACAUCCGUGACUCCAGCGUAGCAGUGGUUGUCUACGAUAUCUCAAAUGCGAAAUCCUUCCAAAACACUCGGAAAUGGAUCGACGAUGUGCGCGGUGAGCGUGGAAACGAUGUUAUUAUCGUACUUGUUGGCAACAAGACCGACCUGAGCGAUAAGCGAGAAGUUACCACAGCGCAGGGUGAAGAAGAGGCCAAGAAGAACGGCCUGAUGUUUAUCGAAACUAGUGCGAAGGUUGGCCAUAAUGUCAAGCAGUUGUUCAGGCGGAUAGCUCAAGCACUGCCCGAUCUCAAUGAUAAUGAUUGA